Molecule: messenger RNA, 3510 nt
Organism: Chaetomium globosum CBS 148.51
Lineage: Eukaryota; Fungi; Ascomycota; Sordariomycetes; Sordariales; Chaetomiaceae
Exons: 7
Coding region: 1-3510 (1169 amino acids)
Biological process (GO): amino acid transmembrane transport; proteolysis
Cellular component (GO): endoplasmic reticulum
Molecular function (GO): amino acid transmembrane transporter activity; aspartic-type endopeptidase activity
Source: RefSeq, a predicted model, not a curated record
AUGACGAGAAUAACAGCUCUGCUCCUGCAGCUGACGCUAUGGGUUGCUACCGCCCACGCCUUCUUCCCGUUCGUUCCGAAGGGCCACUGCGCACCAGAUGAGGAGUGCGGUCCUGUGAAAGUUGGGGGGAGGAGGACCAAUGAUGGAUCAGAUCAAACAUCUGAAGGGCUUACCGUCGACCUCUACCACAAACCGACUCGUCCCCACGAUCCCUCCAAGUUUGACCCGAUAGCCGAAGCCGCUACACGGCUCACUCGCAAAUUCGGGAGACCGCAAGCUGCAUCUGGGUCGGAGUUGAGCAAGAGGAAGAAUACAUAUGCGGUCUCUAAGCCCGCCAACCCGACUGCACCUAACAGCGCAGGCAUCUAUCAGUACGGUCCCGACUAUUCGUAUUUCAUCAGGGUCCAAGUGGGCACGGCCCAGCAACCCUUCUACAUGCUCCUUGACACGGGAGCUUCCAACACAUGGCUCAUGGGCUCCGACUGCAACUCAGAUGCCUGCCACCUACACGACACAUUUGACCCCAGCACUUCGAAAUCGUGGCGGACAGACAAGAAGCCUUUUAUGAUCCAGUACGGUUCGGGGAACCUCACAGGGAGCGUUGGCCAGGACACGGCCACGUUUGCUGGCCUCACGCACAAUCUGUCUUUCGGACUCGCCAACUACACCACGGACGACUUCAAGCACUUUGCCUUUGAUGGCAUCCUGGGUCUUGCCACGAGCCCAUCGGUGACGGGAACGUUCCUGCAGACGCUGAGGGAGAAGAAGGUGGUGGACUCACUCAUCGUGAGCAUUUCGAUGAACCGGGAUUCCGAUGGGCAUAACGAUGGCCAGGUGACCUUUGGCGGCAUCGAUAAAACCAAAUAUAAGGGCGAGAUCACAUACCACACGAUCGGACCCGAUCAGAAGGAAAAGGGCGAGUGGGCCGUCACGUUGGAUGAUGCGAGUCUCAACGGCAAGUCGGCCGGCCUCCAAAGCAAACUCGCCUACAUCGACACGGGCACAUCCUUCAUCUUUGCCCCGCCGGACGACCUGGCCGCGCUGUUCAAGCUGAUCCCCGGGACGAGCUCGUCCCAGAACGGAGAUUACGUGGAGUAUCAGGUCCCGUGCGACACGACGCUGCCGAUCCACCUCAGCUUUUCGGGCGUCGACUACCAGAUCUCGGCUGCGGAUUGGGUCGUGCAGAGGGACGAGAAUAAGUGCAUCGCCAACCUCUACGGUUUCGAGGUGUACAAGGGCACUUGGCUGAUCGGCGACACCUUCUUAAAGAACGUGUACAGCGUCUUCGACGCCGAUAAGAUGCGCAUCGGGUUCGCGGCGAAACCGGCACCACGGCCUAAGCCGACGUCUACGCUGGCUGGCUCGUCCGCCACGACUCUUACGCCCGCGGCAACUUCAGGCGCGACGGGUGAUGACUCGGCACACCCCAUCAUGCCCGGCUUCAGCGGGCAGGAGCCGCCCCCGCCCGGGGCUGCCCAGACGUCGACCAGCGCGGGGUCUUCGCACACGGAGGUCAAUGCCGCGAGUGGACUGCGGGGCAGCGUGUGUGGCCUUGUGCUAUGCAUCGCCGCCGCCGUUGCUAUAGUCGGGUAUUUGUAUGACGUCCGGAUCGGGCCGUCCGGAAGUCGUAUGUUUCAGCUGCUUCCGCCCUCCACUCCCAGAUCUUGUCCUGCACAGCCCAAGGCCGAGACUGAGACUCACCCGGCUUGCGGCUGCGCAAAAUGCCCUGAGUGCAGCAGAAUGGCCAGGGCCACAUCUCAUGGCGCUGCAGCAGCUGCCAACGCUAGCAACCGACACGGCGCAACAUCAUCAUCGUCCCCUUCCACAACAGCCGCCGGAAACACCAACGAAGAGGCCACCGGCUUACUCUCCUCGAACUCCGACCACGACGAUGGCGGCGAAAGCAAUAACAACCUCAUAGUCCACCCGGGCUCUCCCCAUGAGAACACCACCAACCCACGCACCCCCCGAACCCCAAACCGCGUGCGCUUCGACCUGCGCCCGACCUUUGUCGACGACCACACCACCAACAACAACAACAACCGCUCCCACAACAACACCAGCAAUGGCUCCGCUCACCCCAACCCCGACACCUACCCCGGGCGCGAGAGCUUCGACACGGAUUUCUCCCUGGACGACGAAAACGACCCGCUAACCGCGCAACACCGGGACGAGCACACCCGCACCCGCACCCAACAACGAGUCCCCCUGCUCACCGGCAUCGAAGCCCCCUCCAUCACCGUCGCCACCACCUCAGGAGGAGGCGAACCCGACGACGCCGAGGCCUGGCUCGCCGCCGAGCGCGCCCGCCCCAAGUCCUCGCUGCCCUCCGCCUUCAUGAACAUGGCCAACAGCAUCAUCGGCGCGGGCAUCAUCGGGCAGCCGUACGCGUUCCGCCAGGCGGGGCUGCUGGCGGGCGUGGUGCUGCUCGUGGUGCUGACCGUGGUGGUGGACUGGACGAUCCGGCUGAUUGUGGUGAACUCGAAGCUGAGCGGGGCGAGCUCGUUCCAGGGCACGGUGGAGAAGUGUUUUGGGCGGACGGGGCUGGUCGCGAUUAGCGUGGCGCAGUGGGCGUUUGCGUUUGGCGGGAUGGUGGCGUUUGGGGUGAUUGUGGGCGAUAGCAUACCCAGUGUGUUGCGGGCCGUGUGGCCCGGGUUGAGGGAGAUGCCUGUGGUGGGACUGUUGGCCGAUCGCAGGGUUGUGAUUGUGGUGUUUACCCUGUGCAUUAGCUAUCCGCUGGCGCUGUAUCGGGAUAUUGCGAAGUUGGCCAAGGCGAGCACGCUCGCGGUGGUGAGCAUGGCGGUGAUUGUGGUGACGGUGGUGGUGCAGGGCGCCAUGGUGCCGGCCGAGGAGAGGGGGGUGCUGAAAGAUUGGCGGAUGUUGGUGAUCAAUGACGGGAUAUUCCAGGCUAUCGGGGUGAUAUCCUUCGCCUUCGUCUGCCACCACAACUCCCUCCUAAUCUACGGCUCCCUCGAAAAACCCACCAUGGACCGCUUCGCCCGGGUCACGCACAUCUCGACCGGCGUCUCCAUGGUCGCCUGCCUCCUCAUGGCGCUGUCGGGCUUUCUCAUCUUCGGCGACAAGACGCAGGGCAACGUGCUCAACAACUUCCCCGCCGACAACACCAUGGUCAACGUCGCGCGCCUCUGCUUCGGCCUCAACAUGCUGACCACCCUGCCGCUCGAGGCCUUCGUCUGCCGCGAGGUCAUGUUCAACUACUACUUCCCGGGCGAGCCUUUCAAUAUGAACCUGCACCUCAUCUUCAGCUCGAGCCUGGUCUUCAGCGCCAUGGUGCUGAGCCUGCUGACGUGCGAUCUGGGCACUGUGUUCGAUCUGGUAGGCGGCACCAGCGCCGCCGCCAUGGCUUACAUAUUACCGCCGCUGUGCUACAUCAAGCUCACGACGCGCUCGUGGAAGACAAUAAUUCAGACCUCGAAGUACGGCGCUAGCAAUCCCAGUGACCUCCGAUGUCACAUCGGCAGGGGCUUCAGAAAGUUGCUGGACCCUUAA